UGGGCUGCGUGCGUGUGUACUUAUGUGCGUGUUUAAGUCACUGCCUGGCUGCUUGUCUGCGUGCCAGCUAGGUGCUUGCUGCGUCCAGGCCUGCGUGGUGCUGUGUUGGGGGCCUGCUGCCGCUUCCCGGCCUGCUGCAUGCUGCUGCGUCAGGGCCCGGUGCUGAGUUUGGGCGUGCGUCCUGCUGUGCUCCAGAGUGCUGCUUAGGUGAAGAAGCAGAGACACGUGGAAGAGUGUUUAUUCCUCAGGCCGCUAAGCAGCUGCAGAGGCUGGAGGUCCGAGAUCGAGGUGUCGGCCGAGUUUGCUGCUUCUGAGGACUGAGAGAGAAUCUGCCCAUCUCGGUCCCCAGGGUUCUGGUGGUCUGCAGGCAAGCUUUGGCAUCCCUUGGCUUGUAGAUCUCGGCCUUCAUCUUCACAAGGCCACGUGAGGCCCACGGAUCUCCGGGGAGAUGAAGUUCUGCUGCCUGUCCUUCCGGCAGCCUUAUGCAGGUUUUGUCUUAAAUGGGGUCAAGACUCUGGAGACUCGUUGGCGUCCUUUGCUGAGCAGCCACCGGCACUGUACCAUCGCCGUCCACAUUGCUCACAGGGACUGGGAAGAUGCCGCCUGGAGGGAACUGCUGCUGCAGAGGCUGGGGAGGAGCCCUGCUCAGAUUCAGGCCUUGCUCCGGGAAGGGGAGAAGUAUGGCCGUGGCGUGAUAGCUGGGCUCGUUGACAUUGGGGAAACUUUGCAGUGCCCGGAAAACUUAGCUCCUGAUGAGCUUGUGGAGCUGGAAAAUCAAGCUGUACUGACCAACCUGAAGCAGAAGUACCUGACUGCACUUUCAAACCCCAGGUGGUUACUGGAGCCCAUACCCAGGACAGGUGGGAAGGAUAUCUUCCAGGUGGACAUCCCAGAGUACCUGAUCCCCUCGGGGCAAGAGGACUCCUCACAGGAAGGUUACCGAGAAACCAGCUGACUCCUGACUAUGGGGACGCCAUCAUGCCGCGGACGCAAAAAUCAGGCUCAGUCUGAAGCGGCAGCACAGUGGAGAGGGCUGCCCGCCACCUGCUGCUCAUGUAGACAGCCUUCUGUGCUCAGAUGCAGCGGCUUUUCCUCGGGAGAUGCCUCUCUGGGCUCACUGACACUCUCAAGGGCUUUGACCUUCAGGAAAAAAGGAAAGUGUCCCCUGAAUAUCUUGGUGAUGUUACUCAUUUAGGUCCCGCUCAUUCCUGGGUUGUACAGACAAAUAUGUUUUAAGAGAACGGGUUAGUGUUCGGGGCUCCCUUACAUGUUUUCUCCUCUCUCUUCGUUCUGGUCAAACUCAGAGAACGCUUUAGCAGCAGGCAGGGGAUGUUGUGGGAGGGCUGGGAGUGGCCGCUGAAUGGUUACCCGAGGGUGACCGGCCAGGGACGGCCUCGUGCACCAUGAAGGGGACGUCAGACUUUGAAACACAGCACCUGCCUGUCCUGGCAAGUGAUGCUUGCUCUGUUGUAAAAGUGUCCCUUGGCUCAUGAAGCCGUGUGUUAGACAUGUCACACAGCUACUUUGUGACCAAAGAAAGGAUCUGAAAUCCAGCUCUGAUGGAAAA
Pteronotus mesoamericanus is the source of this 1567-nucleotide messenger RNA. It is a transcript of the gene EOLA1, whose product is annotated as endothelium and lymphocyte associated ASCH domain 1. NCBI's taxonomy places the organism in Eukaryota, Metazoa, Chordata, Mammalia, Chiroptera, Mormoopidae. The record is from RefSeq and is a predicted model, not a curated record. The coding region runs from base 449 to 955 and encodes 168 amino acids. The transcript is spliced from 5 exons.